AUGGGAACCCAAGAGGAAGAUCAAGAAGGUACCAAUGCUGACCGGAGGAACCAGGAGUUGCCGGAGGGUAGUAACGCCCUGAGUAGAUCGAGUAGACAAGACAUGAGUCGUCCAUCCAUUACUGAUACGGCCCCGCCCCAUAUCGUCAAGGAGAUGCAGAUGAUGAAAGAACGGAUGGAAUGCAUGAUGAACGUGCUGAAAGGAAGAGUUUCCAGUGAUCUCGACGAUCUGGUCCACAGAACAGAUUCACCAUUCACCAUGGCCGUCAACUCUUUUCCCCUUCCUCCAAAGUUUCGUAUGCCACAAGUGGAAAACUACGACGGAAACAAGGACCCGCUGGAUCACUUGGAGUCUUUCAAGACCCUGAUGCACCUUCAGGGGAUACCGAACGAGAUUAUGUGUAGGGCCUUCCCCACCACGCUGAGGGGCCCCGCAAGGAUAUGGUUCAGCAGGCUGAAGCCCAACUCCAUUAGUUCCUUUAAAGAGUUGAGCGCCCAAUUCGUAUCGCACUUCAUCGGGGAACACAGGUAUAAAAAGUCUACUGCAUGCCUGAUGAAUAUUAAACAGUGGAAGGAUGAGACGCUGAGGUCCUACAUAACCCGUUUUAAUAAGGAAGCACUCUCGAUAGACGAAGCCGACGAAAAGAUCCUCGCAGCAGCCUUCACGAACGGAUUACGAAAGGGUAAAUUUUUAUUCUCCUUAUACAAGAAUAACCCAAAAACCAUGUCAGAUGUGCUUUAUAGGGCCACCAAGUACAUGAAUGCUAAAGAUGCACUGCUGGCACACAAAGAAAAACCCAAGAAGAGAGAGAGGUUGGAAGAACCCCGACAGGAUAGGGGUAGGAAGAUAGCUAGAACAGGAGAAAAAAGAGACGAUCGACGAUUCAGGCCCCCAAUGGGGAGGGUGCUAGUAGACAACGGAAGCUCCGCCGAUAUUUUGUAUUAUCCGGCCUUUCAGCAGAUGAGAAUAGAGAAGGAACGGUUGAUCCCAACCAACGCCCCGCUUGUAGGUUUUAGAGGAACAUGGGGUGUACCCAUUAGGUGCGGUCACCCUACCGAUGACAGUCAGAGAUUACCCUCAAUAAAUCACGACGUACAUGACCUUCCUGGUCAUUGA
This is a messenger RNA of Quercus robur (English oak), 1116 nucleotides long. RefSeq lists its product as uncharacterized. The transcript is spliced from 2 exons. Bases 1 to 1116 code for a protein of 371 amino acids. The record is from RefSeq and is a predicted model, not a curated record. NCBI's taxonomy places the organism in Eukaryota, Viridiplantae, Streptophyta, Magnoliopsida, Fagales, Fagaceae.